Messenger RNA from Penicillium manginii, 1164 nucleotides. RefSeq names its product ankyrin repeat domain-containing protein. Gene Ontology annotation, molecular function: protein binding. The record is from RefSeq and is a predicted model, not a curated record. Lineage: Eukaryota; Fungi; Ascomycota; Eurotiomycetes; Eurotiales; Aspergillaceae. Gene Ontology annotation, cellular component: cytoplasm; nucleus. The coding region runs from base 1 to 1164 and encodes 387 amino acids. The transcript has a single exon.
AUGACACUCUGCCCUGAAACAACCGCCGGCAAUCAAGCUGAAACAAAGCUCCAAAGCCAUCUACGAGUACGAGAGAGAAAUCCCCCCCCACUUCAUGCUAUGAUGACAAGCGACACGAAAAAAUCUGCAAAUGCCAGCAUGGCGUUGCCUGAAGCCGCAUCUCAGAACCGGAUCGACAUCGUGAGAUCGCUCUUAGACGAAGGAGUCGAUCCGAACGAGAUUGAUGCAAUCGGGUAUACCGCGCUUCACCAUGCGGCAGAUCAGGGGUACUGGGAUAUCGCCAGACUUCUCCUUGAAAAAAAGGCGUCGCCCAUGGCCAAAAAUGCCAGUGAUUCCAUGCCCUUGCAUUUGGCUGUGAAAAGUGGCCACAAACAGCUCGCGCGGCUAUUGCUUGAGUGUGAAAGAAUAGCCCUGGGGGUUUCGAACCAAAGGCUUGACUGCCCAAUCCACGUGGCAGCUGAGAAUGGAGACCUUGAAAUGGUUCAGCUGCUUUUGGAGUUCAAGGCCGACACUUCACGGAGCAAUUCCAUGAACCGGACGGCUCUUCAUAUGGCUGUUAAAAAUGAACAUCGGGAAAUGUGCGAACUUCUUCUAGAGUACGACAAAACCUUGAAGAUUCCCAUUAUGCUUCGAAUGCUUGGGAAUAAGACCGAGGUCAAGACAACGGAUCGAAAUGAUGAAACACCGUUCGCCCUUGCCAUCAAAAAUGGCAAUCUCAAGAUAAUCGAAACCUUUUUCCGCAGUGGAAUGGUGUCGGGGAAGGAAAUUAACACCUCUAAGAGACCUCUGUUCCACGACGCUGUGAAAUUAGGAAAUUGUGAACUUGUCAAACUGUUUCUGGAAAACGGAACAGAUAUCAACAUGAAAGGAUGGGAUUCGAAUAGGGCGAUUCAUGUCGCUGCCAAAGAGAAAGACGUUAAGAUGGUGCAACUAUUGCUCGAGUAUGGGCCUUCGCUUAAAGUAAAGAACGGAUCACAUGAGACCCCAGAGCAGACAUCCUACAACCCAGAAAUCACCAUGAUGCUUCGCAACCAUGGGACAGGAAAGGAGAAAGGCAAGCGAAAGAGCAAAGGUGGAGGAAAGGGAGCUUCGCUGAGUAUAGCAUCAUCUGCUCCUCCUCCUGAAUAUACGCCUGAGGCCAAGGGAACACCUCUGAAGACGUAA